Molecule: messenger RNA, 640 nt
Organism: Ruditapes philippinarum (Manila clam)
Lineage: Eukaryota; Metazoa; Mollusca; Bivalvia; Venerida; Veneridae
Source: RefSeq, a predicted model, not a curated record
GAAUAAAUUAUUGUCAUGCCACUGACAUACGACAUGAAGUACUGGAUAAUAUUAGCGGGCUGUUUGGCUUUGAUACAUGUCACAAAGUCUUCUGGUGUAUGCAGUGAGGACACUAUUAAACAGUCGUGGCAAAAAUGUGACAAUACAUAUUUUGUGUCAGACGUUAAAGACAUGGCGUCGAUGAAGAAAAUGUGCAGCAAUGUUGAAUGUUUGGUUCAGUGUAAGAAAAAUGCAGUUGGAGAUUGUGCAAGCCAGGAAGAAUUUCGUGAACAUUUGUUUAUGUUUGAUCCAGAGAAAUGGAAGGUUUAUUAUAGAUUUACAUGCUCCAAUCUUGACGAUGUUAUGCAACAAUUUAAUGGUGGUUGUUCACAGAAUGACAUAUGCUCAGGGAAAAACAUUACAAACUUCAAUACAUCUGAGAGAGAUUUGAAAAUUUUGUGCAGCUCUUUGGAAGCCACGCGAAAUUGUGUCAGUAUGAGUCCAAGUUCAGACGGCAAAACCUGUACUGCAGAUGGUGCACGAUUUCAAGAAGAUAUCCGAAAACUUGGUUAUUCAAUUUCCAUUUGUGAAAAUACAGACAUAAAGAAGUUAUAUACGAAGUACGGUGGACCUUACAAAUGUGGAAGCAGCUCUGCGACAG